AUGCGAACUGUGACAGCUCUCGAGAAUAUGCAAAGUGACUUCGAAUUCUUCUGCAGAGCGCGAGACCUCCUGAGUCAGGCCGAGGGCAGUUGGCUACAGCGGAAGCUUUCAUGGAGGUCAUAUACCAGCGUCACAUUGUCCAGGUUCUACUUUCUCUGGGACGACCGCGACGAGGUCGAGGUCGACGGCAAGCCACCACCCAGAAACAAGAAGCUUUUCCAGGGAUACCAGUACAUGCCGAUCCAGGACGUGAGCAUUGACGACCAAAUGCGCGUGUGUGCCAAGAUGCUGCUCAGGGGCAUCGCGAACCCACAGCUCGGGCGGGACGGCAGGAAGCUGCUCGACUGCAUGCCGAAGCUGCUCGCGCCGCCGGGCCUGAACAAGAAGCAGUUUUCUGGCGGCUGGGGCUUCCACGCCAGGCAGGGGCUCUGCGUGAGGAAGACGAUGGGGUGGAUCGGAGCCGUGCUUGCGUUCGGGAUAGCCUUUGUCCCGUACUGGCUUUGCGCUAUUGACGAGCUUGAUGUGCAGACUGCACUGGCUCCGGCUUCCUUCUUAGUGACCGUUCUGGGGGUAGGUCUGGCUAUGCUGGCUAUCGCACAAACUCGGUGA
Messenger RNA from Diaporthe citri, 609 nucleotides. RefSeq lists its product as uncharacterized. The coding region runs from base 1 to 609 and encodes 202 amino acids. The record is from RefSeq and is a predicted model, not a curated record. The transcript has a single exon. NCBI's taxonomy places the organism in Eukaryota, Fungi, Ascomycota, Sordariomycetes, Diaporthales, Diaporthaceae.